AUGGCUCAUAUUAGUGGAUAUAGCAAUCUUGAUAUCCAUUAUAGAAAAGGUCAAGACUCUGUUGAUCCUAAAACUGGUGUUUUAACCAUUGGUGAAAAAGACCGUCAAUAUGUCGACUAUCCAGAAUGGUUACCAACUUGGGAUCCAAAUGAAAAAUAUGAACCAUAUCCAGAGGAUUACAAUGAGAAUUUUGUUGAUAAAGGUCAUUUUGCUGAUCCUGAUUUCAAAUCUUUAUUCCCACCUUCUGAUAAAGAUUCAUUCAAAUUGAAAAAAAUUAGUCCAAAAUUAGGUACUGAAGUUAGAGGAGUUCAAUUAUCUCAAUUGAGUGAUCAAGCUAAAAAUGAUUUAGCAUUAUUUGUUGCACAACGUGGUGUUGUUGUUUUUAGAGAUCAAGAUCUAAAAGAUAAAGGUUUAGAAUUCAACAAAAAAUUUGGUGAAUAUUUCGGUCCAUUACAUGUUCAUCCAUCUUCAGGAGCACCAGCAAAUUAUCCACAAUUCCAUAUAACUUAUCGUCGUAAAGAUCCAAAUGAAUAUAAUAUUGUCCAUGCUAAAACAUUAUCAACAAAAGGAUGGCACUCAGAUGUCACAUUUGAGAAAUAUACCCCUUCAACUACAUUCUUUGCGGUUUUACAAGCCCCAACUGAUGAAUAUGGUAACACAAGUGGUGGUGAUACUUUAUUCAGUGAUGCAGAAGAAGCUUAUAAUAGAUUAUCCCCAACUUUUAAAAAAAUGAUUAAAGGUUUAAAAGCUGUUCAUUCCUCUGUGGAGCAAGCAUCUCAAUCAAGACAAGCUGGUGGUAUUGAAAGAAGACCUCCUUCCACAAAUGUUCAUCCAUUAGUUAGGGUCCAUCCAGUCACAAGGAAAAAAUCACUAUUCGUUUCAAGAGCUUUUAUUCAACAUAUUGAAGGUUUGAAGAAUGAAGAGAGUGACGCAAUUUUGAAAUUAUUAAGUGAUCAUGUUAAUAAUUCUGUGGAUUUGCAAAUAAGAGCAAAUUAUGAACCUGGUACAGUUGUUGUAUGGGAUAAUCGUCGUGUCUUGCAUUCUGCUUCUUUUGAUUGGGAUUCUGGUGAUGUUCGUCAUUGUUAUAGAAUUACUCCAAUGGCUGAAUUACCAAUUGGUGAUGAUGAUGAGGAGGAAAAUUAA
Molecule: messenger RNA, 1143 nt
Organism: Hansenula anomala
Lineage: Eukaryota; Fungi; Ascomycota; Saccharomycetes; Phaffomycetales; Wickerhamomycetaceae
Product: TauD/TfdA dioxygenase family protein
Exons: 2
Coding region: 1-1143 (380 amino acids)
Biological process (GO): sulfur compound catabolic process
Cellular component (GO): cytoplasm
Molecular function (GO): sulfonate dioxygenase activity
Source: RefSeq, a predicted model, not a curated record